AUGGUGGACGCGAAGCCCAGUGCUUCUCUUUUCAAAAAUGAAUGUCAGACUGCAGACCACUGUGUCCUAACCCCUUGCGUUAAGGAAACCUGCCUUGCUCCAUCUUGUAUAGGUGGCGGUGACUGUAUUUUGACACCUUCUGAAGACAGCUGGUGCAUUUGUGUCAAUAACGUCUCUGCUGCAUCGUGUGGAGAAUGCUCGCCUGCCACUGAGCACCGAGAUGCUUGUGUUCAAACUUCAAAAAGUUCGCCCCUGUGGAUCGUUGCUCUUGUACUUCCUGUAACCUUCAUCGUGCUAAUCUUGAUUCUUUGCUUUGUCCUGAAGAGACAAGGGAAACACGGAAGCCACGCCUGCCGUACACCACCCACCAAACAGCUUGGCACGGACAAUGUGGUUUUCAGUCUGGACCAUGGUGACCGUAGUCAUCAGGACAUUAGCAGUGAGAGCAGCAAGCAGCCAGAUCUGAUAGUGGCAGGGGAACUGUUGCGAAGAGUUGAGAAUUAUAAUCAUAGCCAUCGAACAGGGUUUAGAAGAAGCGAGCUGGAGUACUAUGAGAUUGAUAGUACAUACACAACCUGCUGCUCUAACAUAGAGCUCCUGCAAAAAGACAUAGAUGGUCAUUGCAAUAACUCUAAUAAUUUACCAUCAUGGGGGAAAGGAAAAGCUUCACAAAAGGUGAACACUACUGGCCUUGAAUCCUCUGAUGUAAGACAUUAUAAAUCUCAUCUUAAGAGAAGUGUUGGUUGUAAUGUGGACCGUCGGUGCAGGGACCAUCGACUCCAUCUCCUCUACAAGAAAAAACUUCCUGAGCUAGCCGAGGACCCUCGUUUUCUCUCGGAAGAUGAGGUUAAGAGGCUGAGCAGCCUGCUAGAUCAGGCCUCCUGUCCUUCCCAGGCAUGCACUGGACUGCCCACUAAUUUACCCAGAGCCUUCAGCUCUGCCAGGAUGGCGGAGAACUCAUCAGAGAGUCACAGCUCUUUCACAUGCUCUGAGUAUGAGUGCGAGAAUGAACUCCACUUGAUCAGUGCACAGGACAACAGGCGUGGCCCUGAGACUGAAGACUGGUCCAGAGGACAGCUCGUACUGGCCAUCCCAUCACCUUUUAGAGACAUCGAGACCCCUUCAAAUACAACAUCCCCUGGAUCUAUCCAGCAGGGGAGGGGCCUCCUUAAUUUAGGGGUCGGCUUUAAUACCUACUCAGAUGUUUUUGAGGACAUAGCAAACCUAACUGUCAUUCCAGAUUGUGACUGCAACACUCACAGUGAUGAAGAACAGAUUAUUUGA
Molecule: messenger RNA, 1284 nt
Organism: Electrophorus electricus (electric eel)
Lineage: Eukaryota; Metazoa; Chordata; Actinopteri; Gymnotiformes; Gymnotidae
Source: RefSeq, a predicted model, not a curated record